AGGUGCAACGAGGAUGAUAACGGUAACAAUUUCAUAGGGUGGUGGUGGAGAUUGAAGAUGAAUAUAUGUCAAGUUCUUGGCCCAGGGCCAGAGAGCACAGACAGGCACAUGAGUGUUUGGUCUGGCUGGUGUGAUGUCAGGCAGGAGGAUCAAGGAGAGGAAGGACAUAGCAGAUAGACAGCUCAACAGUGGACAGGCAAGGCGGUGCGAGACAGCCCUGCUUUCUGGAACCUUGUGAGGUUUGGAGCUCAGUGGGUGGGACCGACCGGGAGAGGCUGCGCGGAGAGGCAGGGGCCUUGCGGUCAAGUUUGCAGUUCACAGACAGCACAGGGAGCGUCGAGGACUCGACGCCACAGAGCCUGUGACACCACCGCGUGCUUCCUGAGCUGUGACGGUCACCAUCACUGUCUCUCGUGACUCCAGGGGCUCUCUGGAGUAAACACGGCGGAAUUUACAAUUCCUGUAAUGUUGGGCGUAGAAGUUACUUCCGUUUCUGGGUGAAAACAAACAUUGUUGCCGCGCACACUGAUGCGUGUGCCACGCCUUCUGUCUCGGAGGCGUCUUUUCCAGGGACAAUUUCCCAUGCCGUCUUUUGGGGUCCCUCCCGUCUCCUCUGGCUAUGGGGAGGGGCGCAGGCCCCCCCCCCCCCAGCACCUCUGUCCUUUCCGCUCCCAAGGGCAGGAGAAAGAAGGACCUUGGCACAGGUCUAAACAUUCUUAAGGAAGUUUUCAUUUAACCUCAGAGCACACGAGAGGUGAGCGCUGUCCUCACUUUAAAGGGGACACUGAGGCUCACAGUUUGCUCCCGCCACAUCUUAUUACCGAUCAUAAGAGGAAGGGUGCUGCACAGCUGUAGAGCACUUUCAAAACACUGCAAGCACGAUCUCCGAGCCUCAGUUUCCUUAUCUGUCAGAGGGAGGGCGAUCGGAGUAAAGAGGACUAAUAAUGUUUAUUGAACGUUCGCUGUCUGCAGGUUCUGUUACUGGGCACCGUUACGGUUCUCACGGUGCGCAUAAGGACACUGAGACACAGAGAGGUUAAGUGACUUGCCCGAGGACACACAGCUGACCGAGGGGGCAGGUGGCAGGGCCUCCCCACCUGCCCCACGGAAGAUGCAGUUCUUUGGGCGCCUGGUCAACACCCUCAAUAGCGUCACCAACUUGUUCUCAAACCCGUUCCGGGUGAAGGAGGUGGCUGUGGCGGACUACGUCUCGAGUGGCCGGAUUCGGGAGGAAGGGCAGCUGGUUCUGUUCCAGAACUUUCCCAGCCACACAUGGGAUUGCAUCCUGGUCAACCCCAGGAACUCACAGAACGGAUUCCGACUCUUCCAGCUGGAGAGGGAGACGGACGCCCUCGUGAACUUCCAGCACUACUCUAUCCAGCUGCCGCCCUUCUACGAGAGCUCCAGCCAAGUCCUGCACGUCGAGACCCUGCAACAGCUGACCGACCUCAUCCGCAGCCAUCCCAGCUGGUCGGCGGCCCAUUUGGCGGUGGAGUUGGGCAUCCGAGAGUGCUUCCAUCACAGCCACAUCAUCAGCUGUGCCAACAGCAGGGAGAAUGAGGAGGGCUGUACCCCCCUGCACCUGGCCUGCCGCAAGGGCGACGGGGAGAUCCUGGCGGAGCUGGUACAGUACUGCCACGCCCAGAUGGACGUCACGGACAACAACGGAGAGACUGCCUUUCAUUACGCCGUCCAGGGGGACAAUUCCCAGGUGCUGCAGCUCCUAGGGAAGAACGCAUCGGCCGGCCUGAACCGGGUGAACAACCAAGGGCAGACCCCACUGCACCUGGCCUGCCAGAUGGGGAAGCAAGAGAUGGUCCGAGUACUGUUACUCUGUAAUGCUCGGUGCAACAUCAUGGGGCCCAGUGGCUACCCCAUCCACACAGCCAUGAAGUUCUCCCAUAAGGGGUGUGCUGAAAUGAUCAUCAGCAUGGACAGCAGCCAGAUCCACAGCAAAGACCCUCGCUAUGGAGCCAGCCCCCUCCACUGGGCCAAGAACGCAGAGAUGGCCCGCAUGCUGCUGAAGCGGGGCUGCGACGUUAACGGCACCAGCAGCUCGGGGAACACAGCCCUGCAUGUGGCCGUGAUGCGCAACCGCUUGGACUGUGUCAUGGCCUUGCUGACCUACGGGGCCAACGCCAACGCCCACGGAGAGCACGGCAACACGCCGCUGCACUUGGCCAUGUCGAAAGACAAUGUGGAGAUGAUCAAGGCCCUCAUUGUGUUUGGGGCAGAGGCGGAUACCCCAAAUGACCUCGGAGAGACUCCUGCUUUCAUAGCUUCCAAGAUCAGCAAACUUGUUACCAGGAAGACGCUCUUAACUCUGCUGAAAAACGUAGGGGCCGACCACCGCCUCCCACUCACCCAAGGGGCCCCCUCGGAGCAGUGUUCCACUGCGACACAUCACUCCUUGUUCUCCCAGGAAAGAUCUCAGCCCCCACCGAUCAGCUUAAGCAACCUAGAACUGGAGGACAUCAUGCAUAUCUCCCGGGCCCGGAAGCCGGCGUUCAUCCUGAGCUCCAUGAGGGACGAGAAGCGGACCCACGACCACCUGCUCUGCCUGGACGGAGGGGGCGUGAAGGGCCUCGUCAUCAUCCAGCUCCUCAUUGCCAUCGAGAAGGCCUCGGGCGUCGCCACCAAGGAUCUCUUUGACUGGGUGGCGGGGACCAGCACUGGAGGCAUCCUGGCCUUGGCCAUUCUGCACAGCAAGUCCAUGGCCUACAUGCGGAGCGUGUACUUUCGCAUGAAGGAUGAGGUGUUCCGAGGCUCGCGGCCCUACGAGUCGGGGCCCCUGGAGGAGUUCCUGAAGCGCGAGUUUGGGGAGCACACCAAGAUGACCGACGUCAAGAAACCCAAGGUGAUGCUGACGGGGACGCUGUCUGACCGGCAGCCUGCUGAACUUCACCUCUUCCGGAAUUACGAGGCUCCGGAGUGUGUACGAGAACCUCGUUUCAGCCAGAAUACUAACCUGAAGCCUCCGACUCAGCCCUCAGAGCAGCUGGUGUGGCGAGCUGCCCGGAGCAGUGGGGCGGCCCCCACCUACUUCCGGCCCAACGGGCGCUUCCUGGACGGCGGGCUGCUGGCCAACAAUCCCACGCUGGACGCCAUGACCGAGAUCCAUGAGUACAACCAGGACAUGAUCCGCAAGGGCCAGGAAGGCAAGGUGAAGAAGCUCUCCAUCGUGGUCUCUCUGGGGACAGGGAGGUCCCCACAGGUGCCCGUGACCUGUGUGGACGUAUUCCGUCCCAGCAACCCCUGGGAACUGGCCAAGACUGUUUUCGGGGCCAAGGAGCUGGGCAAGAUGGUGGUAGACUGUUGCACGGAUCCGGAUGGGCGGGCCGUGGACCGGGCCCGGGCCUGGUGUGAGAUGGUCGGCAUCCAGUAUUUCAGAUUGAACCCCCAGCUGGGGACUGACAUCAUGCUGGAUGAGGUCAGCGACACAGUGCUGGUCAAUGCCCUGUGGGAGACUGAGGUCUAUAUUUAUGAGCACCGAGAACAGUUCCAGAAGCUCAUUCAGCUGCUGCUGUCACCGUGAGGCCGCUGGGCACCCCCCGCCACCCCAUCCCACCCACCCAGCCCUUGAUGGAGAGGCCAGGUGACAUCUAAGCAGCACGCCACUGGGCAGAGCUGGGCCUCGGCGGCUCUGCAUCUCCAGACCAGACAGACCAGGCCUCAGAGGGCACUGGGCUUCCUGCCUGAGGCUGGUCCUGGGUCCUGCCCACACCGUCCCCGCCUUCUGGCACUUUUUGUCAUUCCACGCUUAGAAAUCCUAGAGCCUCACUGGGGCCCUCUCCCUGAUGGCCAAGGACAACUGACGCUUGGGCCCCCAGCCCUGUUAGCUCGGACACCAGGCGUUCUCCCAGGUCCCCUGGCGGAGGGGGGAUGCCAAGACCCCUUCCACUCUCUGUCCUCUUCCCUGGGGUGGGGGGCUUGGAGAAACAGGCCUCUGCCCACCCAUCAGCAGGGGAAACCCAAGCCCCGCCGACUCUGCCCUCAACACACAUGCGGCCGCCUGCACCCCUCGGAACUGCCCCACCCUGCGAGCUCCCCUCAGCUCUCAAAGGUCACUUCUGUGACUUCGGUUAUUCCUCCCGACCCGAGGUGGUUGACGGGUGGGGCGGGGAUCCAGAGCCUGCCCUUAACUGAAAUAAACGGUUUGAUUCAAGCUCA
Molecule: messenger RNA, 4170 nt
Organism: Leopardus geoffroyi (Geoffroy's cat)
Lineage: Eukaryota; Metazoa; Chordata; Mammalia; Carnivora; Felidae
Gene: PLA2G6
Product: phospholipase A2 group VI
Exons: 17
Coding region: 1112-3535 (807 amino acids)
Biological process (GO): cardiolipin acyl-chain remodeling; positive regulation of ceramide biosynthetic process
Cellular component (GO): mitochondrion
Molecular function (GO): protein binding
Source: RefSeq, a predicted model, not a curated record